This is a messenger RNA of Sycon ciliatum, 2318 nucleotides long. Its product is annotated as ras-related protein Rab-36-like. The transcript has 10 exons. Gene Ontology annotation, biological process: vesicle-mediated transport. The record is from RefSeq and is a predicted model, not a curated record. NCBI's taxonomy places the organism in Eukaryota, Metazoa, Porifera, Calcarea, Leucosolenida, Sycettidae. Bases 1047 to 1853 code for a protein of 268 amino acids. Gene Ontology annotation, molecular function: GTPase activity; GTP binding.
UUGUCUGGUGUCAAGUGCUGCUAUACUAGUAACUCAUUCAUCCUCAUUCCGAAACAGAUGAUAUUUUUUACUUGUAGUUUGCCAGGAGUUUUUUUUUUUCGGUCGGCCAGAAGUAGCAUUUUACCGCGUCUACAACAGUGCAGUGUACCUACCGUGAUUGACUACAUCAUGUACCCGUAGAAGUUACCAGCAAUAGAGAGAAAAUAGUACUAUACCGGUAGUCUUUACGGUAUCAUUAUUCUAUUAUUUCGUAGCUCCUAUAGCUAUCGUUAGCUGCCGGAAUCUCACCUGCGUCUUUGCGAAGUCGUCCUCUCACCAGCCGAACUCUGGCUCCAGUGUACCAUGGUGUACGAGUAGCAGUGUAUCUUUGUGGCGGCGACUCGACUCCAGUGCGACCGCGCUCACCAGUUAUUGAUCAUUAGCCGCAUCCGGCAACAUAAUCAUUUGACCGGUGCAAGAAGGCUACGCGAGGGACAUACAAAUAAUAUUCAGACGAUGACCCAGUGUUGACGUUUGUUUUUGGGCGAUUACGAGGGUCCGGGAGAGGUUGUUCGGUUUGUGGUCCCUGCCAGGUGACUGCAUGCAGCCUUUGUAUCGUUGACGUUGGUCUACGUAGCGGUCAGCUGGCUGUGGUCGGAAGUCACAAAGGGACAUCAUGCAAGGCCGGCCAUCGUGGUAAUUCAGGCCAUCAUCAGGGUCAGGUCAGUCACAGACGCCGCGGAAAGAUUAGGUGCUGCUCCCGGCUCCCGGUGUGUGCUUCUUCCGCUAGGAUCUUCCGCUGACGAGAUAACCUUACCAAUCGGGCGUGUUUGAUUCGUUGGGACGCAUCUGCGACUCUGCCUAACUACUUACUGCGACUACGUGCACUGCACGAAGCCACGUGGUGGGCCUAGUAGUAGUACUUUGUAGAUAUACCAGUCCUGCUUCCAGGCGAUUACAGACAUCCGUCAAGUUCAUUCAAUCGAGUCUAUUUUCGAAUCAGGAUCCCAAAGACCAUACUUAUACAACAGUGCUGUAUCAUCGGACAGGGUUACCAGGUGACUACCAUGACCACUGGAGGAAGACACUACUCUGCCGUUCCUCAGCCAUACAGCGAUGAAGCCUGCCAUUCAGAAAUUCCCAGCAGCUUUAGUCCGGCUGUCAGGAGUGCUUGCCAAAGUCACUCAUUGACGACGCAGAUAUUUGGGGCAAAAGUUAUCGUACUGGGAGAUAGUUCCGUGGGCAAGACCUCAUUAAUCCGGAGGUUUGUCAGCCGGACAUUUGAGUGCAGUUACAAGGCUACCAUCGGGGUGGAUUUUGAGGUUCAAAAGUUCUACUUCCUCUCCAAGCAGUUUGACUUGCGGAUUUGGGACACAGCGGGCAACGAACGUUUCAAAACAAUAACAUCAGCGUACUAUCGAGGAAGCAAUGCGAUCAUACUUGUCUAUGAUGCAAGCAAGCCAGAAGAUACUCUGCAAAGCACAAGGCAAUGGUUGGAAGAAGCAAAUGAGAAACAGCCGGCAGACGGGUGUCUGCUUUUCCUAGUGGCUUCUAAGAAAGACCUACUGACACAGACCGGACAGGUACAGAUGCAGGCUGAGGGUACAGCAAUGGCCAAGGAGCUUGGAGCUGAAUUCUGGGCCGUCUCCUCAAUGUCCGGAGAGAAUGUUGCUGAUUUCUUCACAAGAGUAGCAGCGCUAUGUUUCAACAAAGCAGUAUCCGCAGUGGCACAGCACGAUUCCACCGACGCCGGGGCAGGGAAGACGGCCCAAAUUGUCAGUGACGGAGGGCUCAUCCGGUUGCAGAAACCCAGCAUGGAGAGUCAACCUUCCCAGACACACACACCGGGCCGUAUUUGCUGUCGGCAAUCUUGAUGAGAGCUGUUGGUAGCACAUUGUGUUGAGUCAUCUAUGCCUAACAGCGAUCCAGUGGCGCACGCCAUCAAACGCUGCAUGACUGUACAGAUGGCGAUGUACCAGUCCACAAUAUCGCUGGAGGUGCGUAGCGCUACAAUGCAAUGCAGGUCGAGCAUCAAGCCAGAUCUAACAUGGACCGCACAACUUGACAUGAAACUUGACAUGAGUUACGGCCAAUGCCGGUCGCCGCGAUUGCCCCGUCCAAAGCGGUACAGAAGCAGUGGGCUGGCGGUGGAAUUGUGAUGCUGGCAAAGAGGGGGCAUUAAGGAGCCCAAACGGCUAUGCAGUGUGCAGUUCGCUACCAAGAACAUCAGCACUGCCACAGUGUGCAGUUCGCUACCAAGAACAUCAGCACUGCCACAGUGUGCAGUUCGCUACCAAGAACAUCAGCACUGCCACAGUGUGUGUGUGUGUGUGUGUUUU